AUGCUACGAAGUCGUAUGAAACGCCGCUACUUCUUCGUCGACUGGUUAUGGCAUAAAAUGGCUUUUCUCAAACGCAAGAAGGUCAAGUUUAGUGUUGAUUUGCAGGUGUGUAAUCUCAGUGAUGUGCCCCUCGUGAAUGCUGUUCUAUUUGCUAAAAUUCGAUUGUUGGAUGGUGGGACCUUCGAUGACUGUACAGAGCGUGUGGAAGUGUUCCGCAACAGCUGUUCGUGGUCGCAUCGUUCGAACUUUUGCUGUCGAAUAACAUCUGAUCCAACUUCGGGCAUGCUAGAACGAUGUUUAUGCAGAAUAUCAAUACGAAAGGAGCAAAAAGGCGGCAAGUCGUUUGUGAAGCUUGGUUUUGUCGACAUAAACCUUUCCGAAUUUGCCGGAAGCGGUGUCGAAGGUAAAGCGAUUUUUAUAGAAUGA
Messenger RNA from Cylicostephanus goldi, 426 nucleotides. NCBI's taxonomy places the organism in Eukaryota, Metazoa, Nematoda, Chromadorea, Rhabditida, Strongylidae. The record is from the annotation of a GenBank genome assembly.